Messenger RNA from Phaedon cochleariae (mustard beetle), 1225 nucleotides. Lineage: Eukaryota; Metazoa; Arthropoda; Insecta; Coleoptera; Chrysomelidae. The record is from the annotation of a GenBank genome assembly.
AUGUUGUUCAACGAUAUCUGAGAUAGGGACAGUUUUAAGAAAAUAUACCUAACUAGUAGUAUAAUGUCCAAUUUAGUGAGCAUCAGGGACUUCGAGGAGCAUGCCUAUAAAACGUUGCCGAGAAAUGCCCUUGACUACUACAGAAGCGGAGCAGGACAGCAAACAACUUUGAAGCAUAACAGGCAGGCAUUCUCAAAAUACAGACUAAGGCCAAGAUGUCUGAGGAACGUGGAAAACAGGGACUUAUCAACAACGAUAUUGGGAGAAAGAAUAACGAUGCCGAUCGGUAUAUCGCCAACCGCCAUGCAAAAAAUGGCCCAUCCAGAGGGAGAAUGUGCAAAUGCCCGAGCUGCUCAGGCUAUGGGGACUAUUUUCACUCUUAGCACUCUUUCUACUAGCAGCAUUGAGGAGGUAGCGCAAGCAGCUCCACGAGCAGUAAAAUGGUUCCAACUUUAUAUCUACAAGGACAGAGAACUCACCCGUCAACUAGUUGAGAGAGCAGAAAGAGCUGGAUUCAAAGCUUUAGUCCUAACAGUUGAUGCCCCACUUUUUGGUCUUCGACUGGCUGACAUCAAGAACAGAUUUAUUUUACCACCGCACUUAUGUUUGGCCAACUUCGAAGGUACCAAAUCCAAGGGAAUGAGUAAGAAAACCGAUUCAUCUGGCCUCAACGUGUAUGUGAACUCUCUGUUCGAUUCAACGGUCGAAUGGAAGGACAUCGCAUGGCUGAAGAGCAUAACGAGUCUUCCGAUCGUCCUCAAAGGUAUUCUGACUGCGGAGGAUGCAGUCCUUGGUGUACAAAACGGAGCAUCGGCCAUUCUGGUAUCCAAUCACGGAGCACGACAAGUUGACGGCACUCCAGCCUCGAUUGAAGCUCUUCCAGAAAUUGCGAGAGCUGUAGGAGACAGAGCGGAAGUUUAUUUAGAUGGUGGCAUCACCGAUGGCACAGAAGUACUCAAGGCUCUUGCUAUGGGAGCCAAAAUGGUAUUCAUGGGUCGGCCAGCAUUGUGGGGACUAGUCCAGGGUGGUGAAGAUGGAGUAAAGAAAGUUUUAACCAUCAUAAGAACGGAAUUUGAGACGGCAUUGGGAAUUUGCGGUUGCUGUAGGUUGAGUGACAUUGAGCCUACUAUGGUUGUACAUGAAUCAUUUUAUGCGAAGCUUUGAAUUCACAAAUUUACAGAAAUGGAAAUCAUGAAUAAAUAUAGCAAACUAUUAUUCACUUUUU